AUGAUGAUACUUCAUCAGACGCACAACGCAGGAUGUAAGCGUCCACCCCAACAACGCUCUGAACAACACUCACUCAAGCGAGUCGGUCAGCAAUAUUGGAUCAGAAAAGAACCAAAGCUCGAUCGAUGCCACAAGUUGGCGCCCUUUCUAGUUAGAUUAGCCUGCUUCGGACUCUCGUUUCUCUGCUGGACAGUUGCUCUUCUAUCAUGUUGCACUACUCUGAGCUCAACCAUAGGCUCUUCACAACUCGGGAAGAUCUUGCCUAUUUAUAGAGAUUUUUUCCAACAGCCAUCGCGCAUGGAGCUACAAGCCUUGUCAUACAUGCUUUGGGUAUCUCUUUCUUCCAGGCAACCGAUUAGUCCCGAGGGGCACCGGCAGGAUCAUGCGCCGAUGAUCGUCCCAACUGCUCUGGUUCAAUAUAUUCGGAGGAGACAUUAA
Messenger RNA from Clonostachys solani, 438 nucleotides. Lineage: Eukaryota; Fungi; Ascomycota; Sordariomycetes; Hypocreales; Bionectriaceae. The record is from the annotation of a GenBank genome assembly.